This is a messenger RNA of Mycena citricolor, 1162 nucleotides long. The record is from the annotation of a GenBank genome assembly. Lineage: Eukaryota; Fungi; Basidiomycota; Agaricomycetes; Agaricales; Mycenaceae.
CUUUGCCGCCGGCCCGUCAGCCUCGAAUGAAUUCAUUUCCAACUUUUGCUGCUCACGGGACGCUCCCUCUUCAUCCUUCCCAGACCCACUGGAAUCGUAGGAAUUGCGGUUCGUCGCAGCCGAUGAUGUCACCGGAUCGAAAUGAGGCGGCGAUGCCAAUAUCAAUGGCGGUGUCAGGUGCACAGGAACGUUGGCUGAUGUGAGCUGCGGCGCUCCUUCCGAGCACCCAACGCCCUCCAUGCACCCGACACGGGACGAACUCGAACUGGUAUCGCAGCUCUUUGCCUCCGGGGAGCCCAAGACGCUCGACGCCAUCACCGGGACCCACGCCCUGGCGCUGUUCGCGAACACAGGCCUUUCAGACGAGGUUCUGGGACAGAUAUGGUCCAUUGCAGACAAGGACUCGAAUGGACAGCUCUCGCGGGACGAGACUGGGGCGCUGCUGAGGCUGAUGGGGUGGGCACAGGCGGGAGUGAAGCCCAGUCCUGAUCUUUUGGAGAAGCCCGGCCCUACAGCGCGUAUUCCCUCCGUCUCCAUCCCGGGACCUUCGAAGACACCCGCUCCCGUCCUCCCACCACUGACGCCAACAGACAAGGCAAAGUUUCUGAAGCUGUUCUAUAGCAACGGACCAGUUGAAGGUUUUGUUAGUGGGGACAAAGCGAGAGAAGUCAUGUCAAAAUCCAAACUGCCCGUCGAGAAGCUUUCCAGGAUCUGGGAUCUCUCAGACCGGACAACACGCGGUGCAUUGGAUUCGACGUCUUUCGUUGUGGCCAUGUAUCUCAUCCAAGGGCUCAUGAGCCAUACUCUCUCCGCUCUUCCCGACACACUCCCGGAUUGGCUGUUCGAUCAGGCUUCUGCUGUGCCCCCGUCUCCAUCCAUUGUCAUAUCAACGACACCAUCUCAAGAUCCAUUUGCGUCUCCGCACGACGAGACUCCAAGGAGCUGGGAUAUACCAGCCGAGAUACGUGCCAAUUCAGAUCGCAUAUUUGAUUCCCUGGAUCCGCUGCGAACAGGUUUCGUGUCGGACAGUGUCACGCUUCCUCUGCUGUUGGAGUCGAAGCUUCCUCCAGAUGAACUGGCGAAGAUUUGGUGAGCAUCGCGCACGCUUUUCCGUGCGCCUGCGAUCUCAUGUCGAGGAGGUCCCAGGCAGAUAUCCGCGGCG